Molecule: messenger RNA, 6883 nt
Organism: Zootoca vivipara (common lizard)
Lineage: Eukaryota; Metazoa; Chordata; Lepidosauria; Squamata; Lacertidae
Source: RefSeq, a predicted model, not a curated record
CCUAUGAAUGAAAAUGUUGCAGUAUGAAAAGCACAGCUUACUAGGUACGGUAUGUGUAUGUUUGUGUGUAAUGAAAAAAAUGGGAAGCAAUCAAAAAGCAUUCGCUGCUCCUUGAGAAAACAUUCAGCAACUGCAAAGACCUGGGGACAUUUUAAAAAGAAAGAAAGAAAGGUCACGUGAUCACUCAGUCAUUUCCAGGAAUGGAAACUCCCAGUGGCUGAAAACUGAGAAAGCGAAACUUAACUUGUGUGAGGGAGCCAUGGCUGCUGCAGGGGGUCACAUCCAGCGUCUCCGUGAUGAAGCUACUUGCUCCAUCUGCCUGGAUUACUUCAAGGAUCCAGUGACCAGCCCAGAGUGUGGGCACAGCUUCUGCCGAUCCUGCCUGAUCGAGUGCUGGGGGGAAUCGGAGGCAGAGGCUUCCUGCCCUGAAUGCAGACAAAGAGUUCAGAGAAGGAGCCUCAUCUCCAAUCGGCAACUGGCUAACAUGGUAGAAUUAAUCGAGAAUCUCAGCGUUCAAGAGGGAAAGGGAGACGGAGGAGUCUGCAAGGAGCACAAGGAGCCCCUGAAGCUCUUCUGCAAAGUCCACGAAGCCCCCAUCUGCGUGGUGUGUGACAGAUCAAAGGAACAUGAAAAUCACAAGGUGAUUCCUCUGGAGGAGGCUUUCGAGGAGUACAAGGGAGAGAUCUGUCACCGCCUGGAGAUUCUGAGGAAAGAGAGAGAGGAAAUUCUGGCCUAUCAAGAAGAUCUAGUCAAGAAGAGCAAAGACCUCCUUAAAUUAACAGAAAUGGAGAGGCUGAAGACUGAGGAGAAGUUCAAAGAACUGCGCCAGUUCCUGGAAGAACAGGAAAAAUGUCUGCUGAAUCAUGUGGAAGAGGUGGAGAAGGAGAUUGCAGGGAGAAGGGAUGAGCAGUUGGCAAAACUCUCCAGGAAACUCUCCUCUCUUGAGAAGAUCAUCCAGGAGAUGGAGGAAAAGUGUCAGCAGCCAGCGAGUGAACUCCUGCAGGAUAUGAGAAGCACCUUGCAGAGUUAUGAGAAAAGAGAGAGUCCAGUGAAGCCACUGGCUUUCCUUCCAGAACUGAGGAACAGGAUCUUGGAAACCUGUGAUCUAAAUCACCUUGUGGAGCAUACAAUGAAACAAUGGAAAGAUGCUCUGUUAUUUGGAAAAAAGCUUCAGAAAGCAAAUGUCACUCUGGAUCCAGACACAGCCCAUCCUGACCUCAUCCUGUCCAAGGAUCGGAAAAGACUGAGAAGGGGAGACGAAAAGCAAGCCCUGCCUGACAAUCCUGAGAGAUUCAAUGAGCAGCCUUGUGUGUUGGGACGUGAGGGAUUCACAGUAGGCAGACAUUUCUGGGAAGUCAAUGUGGAAAGUGAGUCAGGGUGGGAUGUGGGGGUUGCCAGGAAGUCUGUGAGGAGAAAGGGAAUCUUCUGCCUAUGUCCUGAGGAGGGGGUCUGGGCUGUGGGGAAGUGGAAAGGUGCGUACUUGGCCUCCACCUCCCCUGGUCUCACUACUCUUUAUCUGAGGGAGAAGCUCAGGAGGAUCCGGGUGACUCUGGAUUAUGGAGAGGGAGAGGUUUCUUUUUCUAACGCUGACUCAGGAGCCAAACUCUACACGUACUCAGGAGUCUCGUUCUCUGGAGAGACCCUCCUCCCUUACUUUCUUCUGUGGGGGAAUAAAACCCACUUCAGUAUCUCCUGAGGAGACUAAAUCUGCCUCUCAGGCCCAGCAUGAGUUUCUCUCCAGACCAGAGUGACCGAUAUAAAAAAACAUUUACCCACCAAGAGCACGCUGGGCAGUUUUUCAAGGGGACCUUUGAGGGGAUUCAUUAGUCAAAAUCAGCAGAAAUAACAAAACAAAAAUGGAUUGUUGUUGCUUUGCAUUUUCCUUCCUUUCCCCACAAUUCCCUCUGCAGCUUACUUCUUAAAGAGACAGUCACACUUUUAGCUGUCCCAAUAAAUAAUCUUUUCCUCAAAUGGACUCCCUCACCUUCAAUCUUGUUUUGCUUUUGAGAUGUUUGAUUUGGCAGAGGGCGAGACUCUUAACCCCAGGGUUGUGGGUUUGAGCCCCACAUUCGGCAAAUGUUUCCUGCACUGCAGGAGGUGGGAUUAGAUGACCCUUGGGACCCCUCACAACCCUGCAAUUCCAGGAUACUUUCCUCUCCCCAUAAGACCUUAUGCAGCUGAAAAAAUCAUGCAUAAUUGGAUUAGUAGAUGACUAAAAAAUGAACCCCUUUACCCACGUCAGGAAGGAUAGUUCCUUGCUCUGGAGACCUUAGACAGGAAGAAAAUGAAAAAGAAACUGAACAGGGUGUCAGCUGCAAAUGCCCUCUGCAAAUACAUCCUCGCAAUCUCCACACAUUGUCUGAUUUCGAUGCUGCCCAUUUGGUGAUAUCCAUGUGUAGAGUCGUCUCUUGUGUUGUUGGAAAAGAGUGUUUGUGAUGACCAGCUUGUUCUCUUGACAGAACUCUAUUAGCCUUUGCCCUGCUUCAUUUUGAACUCCAAGGCCAAACUUGCCAGUUGUUCCUUUUAUCUCUUGAUUCCCUACUUUAGCAUUCCAAUCCCCUGUAAUGAGAAGAACAUCCUUCUUUGGUGUCAUUUCUAGAAGGUGUUGUAGGUCUUCAUAGAAUUGGUCAAUUUCACUUUCUUCAGCACCGGUAGUUGAUGCAUAAACUUGGAUUACUGUGAUGUUAAAAGGUCUGCCUUGGAUUCGUAUCGAGAUCAUUUUGAGAUUGCAUCCCAUUACAGCUUUUGCCACUCUUUUGUUGACUAUGAGGGCCACUCCAUUUCUACUACGGGAUUCUUGCCCACAGUAGUAGAUAUGAUAGUCAUCCGAACUGAAUUCGCCCAUUCCCUUCCAUUUUAGUUCACUGAUGCCCAGGAUGUCGAUAUUUAUUCUUGCCAUCUCAUUUUUGACCACAUCCAGCUUACCAUUAUUCAUGGUUCUUACAUUCCAGGUUCCUAUGCAAAAAAUUUCUUUACAGCAUCAGACUUUCCUUUCGCUUCCAGGCAUAUCCGCAACUGAGCGUCCUUUCGGCUUUGGCCCAGCCGCUUCAUCAGCUCUGAAUCUACUUGUACUUGUCCUCCGCUCUUCCCCAGUAGCAUGUUGGACGCCUUCUGACCUGAGGGGCUCAUCUUCCAGCGUCAUAACUUUUAUAUACCUGUUGUCUUUGUCCAUGGAGUUUUCUUGGCAGGGAUACUGGAGUGGCUUGCCAAUUCCUUCUCCAGGUGGAUCACGUUUGGUCAAAACAUAACUUCUCCAAGUUAUUUAAGCCCCUUCGCCCCGACAAGGCAGUGAUCCAUGAAGGAUCCAUAGAACUGAGCAAAUGCCAUUAUUCCAUGAGGUUGCAAAGCAGAGAGAGUUAGAAACCAAUAGGGGUUAUUCUAUCACUGUGGCUCAGAGCUGCCUUGGACUCUUCUGCAACUGUCACCUAGUAACAGUCACUCCAUCAAGCUCCCUGCACUGUUUCUACCUGAACUGUCAUUAUAACUUUAAGAACUAGUACCUGAGCUUGUUCCUUUCCUUCUCCUUCCCCAUUCCCCUUUCCUUUUAUGUCUCCUAUUUUAGCUUGUUUUUCGUUGAUCUUUGAAACCAUUCUUAUUUCCUCACAAACAGAUGCCUAUGUUCAAAGAAAGUGGUUUGAGAAGCACAUUCACACUAAUGUGGGACUUGAACCCGUGAUCCUGUGAUUAAGAGCCUUAUGUUCUACCGUCUCAGGAAAAGCUUCCUGUCUAAAAUCCUGGAGAGCUGCUACUAGUCAUUGUUGACCACACUGAACUAGGUGGAUGAUGAUGAUGAUGAUGAUGAUUUAUUUAUACCUGGGCAGCGUGGGCCUAAACAGGGCGGACCACUUUGGCAAUGCUGAAAGCGUCUGUUUCAAUCUGAAGUUACUUUCCAGCAUCCUAAAAUGAAUUAAGUUAGAAUUAGCAACCAGACUUUUAGGAGUUCUCUUCACGGAAUCGGGUCCCGUUUGCUAAAUUAGAACUCCCAUCCAUUUAGGGCAGAGGCAAAUUUUCUAGAAUUCAAAAAUGACAAGGAAGCCUUUGAAUGAAAAUGUUACAGUAUGAAUACCACAACUUACUAGGUAUGUGUGUUUUUGUGUCUAAUGAAAAACAUGCGAAGCAGUCAAAAAGCAUUCGCUGCUCCUUAAGAAAACAUUCAGCAACUGUAAAGACGUGAGGACAUAUUUUUUUUAAGAUAAAGAUCACGUGAUCACUGUUUACAGGUAGGUAGCUGUGUUGGUCUGCUGUAGUCGAAACAAAAUAAAAAAAAAUCCUUCCAGCAGCACCUUAGAGACCAACUAAGUUUGUCACUGGUAUCAGCUUUUGUGUGCAUGCACACUUCUUCAGAUACACUGAAACAGAAGUCACCAGACCCUUAUAUAUAGUGAGAGGGUGGGGAGGGGCAUUACUCAGAAGGGUGGUGGGAAUGGGUGAUUGGCUGAUAGGUGUGGUGAACCUGUUGAGGACUGUUAACUGCAAUUGGUCUUACAAGGAAAAAGCAAGAGGUGAGGUGGCUAAAAAUAGCUCUAUCACUGAGACAUUUCCAGGAAAGGAAGAUCCCAGUGGCUGAAAACUGAGAAAGCGAAACUGAACUCGGGUCUUCAGCAAGAAGGAGCCAUGGCUGCUGGUGGGGGUCACAUCCAGCGUCUCCGUGAUGAAGUCACUUGCUCCAUCUGCCUGGAUUUCUUCAAGGAUCCAGUGAUCAUCCAGUGUGGGCACAACUUCUGCCGGUCCUGCCUGAUCCGGUACUGGGGGGAAUCGGAGGCAGAGGCUUCCUGCCCUCAGUGCAGACAAAGAGUCCAGAGAAGGAGCCUCAUCUCCAAUCUGCAACUGGCUAACAUGGUAGAAAUAGCCAAGAAUCCCAUCCUUCAAGAGGGAAAGAAGGAAGGAGGGGGGAAAGGGAGAGUCGGUGUGGAAGAGGAUUUCAAGGUAGGAGAUCCCUUGAUCUUGAGGGGGGAAAUAGCUGUGGAUUCUUCUUGGGAGGUUUUCUUUUAAUUCUCAGGUCCAAAGCAGGCAUGGCAUGAAUUAGUGGUGGUUUCUUAUGCAAAAAGCAGACCAGGGGGAGCCUGAGGGCUCCUGGGAUGACUGAGAGGAGGGAAACAAAAUAAAAAAUUCCUUCCAGUAGCACCUUAGAGACCAACUAAGUUUGUCAUUGGUAUGAGCUUCCGUGUGCAUCCACACUUCUUCAGAUACACUGAAACAGAAGUCACCAGACCCUUAUAUAUAGUGAGAGGGUGGGGAGGGGUAUUACUCAGAAGGGUGGUGGGAAUGGGUGAUUGGCUGAUAGGUGGGGAAAACCUGUUGACGACUCUUAAGGACUGCAAUUGGUCUUAUAGGAAAAAGCAAGGGGUGAGAUGGCUAAAAAUAGCUUUAUAUUGUACUGUAUAAUGAGAUAGGGAGGAGAGGAGGGAGUUGAAGUCUUUCUCUCUGCCAAGGGGACGAAGGGAUCUCCCUUGAUAUCCCUGAGUAGCAUCUGCAAAGACUAGGUGGAAGUCGGUAAGCAAGGGGUGACCCAACUGGGAUCCUGAGCCCCACAGGGGUGCUGCAGAAAAUAAGGUAGCUGGUGCAGGUUGUCAUGGACCCAAAAAGGUUGAAAACCUAUGGACUUUUAUUUCCUCCAGUAAAUUACUUUGCUAUUAUAGCAAGGCCACUGGUCGCAAGAAGCCAUCAUACUGAUAUUUAUCAUUUACUGAUAUUUCAAUAUUUCAGACUGAUAUUUCAUUCAUCUUGUCUCUGUGUCUUAAUCAAACCUGAGUUUUCCCUUUUCUCUUUAGGGACCGAUCUGUAGCUGCCCUCAGAAAGGUAAAUAUCCAGGGGUGGAAUAAUUCCACAGGAGGGAUGGGGACUGAUAUUUCAUGGGUGUUGAACUGUCUAUUAUGCAGAGUUUGGGACCCCCAUCAAUGGCGUAACUCUGGGUAACAGUCCUCUAGUGGUGUUUGGGUUCUUUGUAUGUCUCAUGAAUGAACAGGGUGUGGGAAUUCAGUUCCACCUUAAGGUACAGGCAUGUAGCUGUUGUAUGUCACAUGUCUGUCUGUGCACUUCCAUUGUAUAUUGCUUUUGCUUUUGCUCUGCUGUGCUGAUGAAGAAGGAGAGGACAUGUUUUUCUCUCUCCUGAGAUAUGCUUAAUAAACGCCUGUAAAUAUGCCAACACGUGUUUCUCUUUCUCUGUGGCCGCACAAGCUACGUGAACUCUGCAACAGCGUGCCUAGGUUCUCCGAGUCUAGGUCGAUAUCUCUAACUGCACUGGAGGGUGAGAUACCUGGCAGGCCGGCCGGAAGGACAUGGGAGCCCUGGCUCUCCAUGGUGUUUGUGAACACUGGGAGGGGGUUUGAAGGCUUGGGUUGGGGGCAGAGCUUGACCCUGUGAAGAACCUGCACACCAGACUGACUUCCACUCCUUUGUUUUCCCUCCACACAAUCUGGAGAGGUUCUUUUGGGGCUUCUCGAGAUUUGCUUGGAAUUCCCAUUGUGAAAUGUGUUAAAAAGGGCACCCGCAAGCACCCAGUCCCUCCUCCACUUUCUGCCCAGGCUGGUCUCCCAGGAGCAGAGUCAAGGCCUGAGCCGCCUCUUCCUCAGUUUCAACCUCACCAGCCAUUUCUCAUGCUUCAGCCAUCCCAAUCUCCUCAGAGUUCCCACAGUUCUUAGGAGAUCAGCCCCAUUCCAUGAGGGACGACUCCCAAUUGCACAAGACAUAGCUGCCAAGUACCCCGUAUUCCCUGGGAAACCCCCAUUUUUCCUUACCAUUUCCCGGCGGUCUCCCGUUUGAGCUCCUCUCCCGUAAAUCUCCCUUAAAUCCGCUCCUGCCAGCAGCCACUUUUCUGGUGCCGGUUUGCCCAUCUAUGGGCACCAGAAAAUGGCCGUCGCUGGCGCCGGAAAUAGUUUCUACG